Pocillopora meandrina is the source of this 10690-nucleotide messenger RNA. The record is from the annotation of a GenBank genome assembly. NCBI's taxonomy places the organism in Eukaryota, Metazoa, Cnidaria, Anthozoa, Scleractinia, Pocilloporidae.
AUGUUUCGGGGUGGUUUUGCUGAUUUUGAGGACGAUCCGUUCUUCAGGUAAGUACAGCAUAGACUAGUUAAGGCAUCACAGUCGUAAUCCUUUUGUCGUGCGCGAGAAAUAAGAAUCUUUGCCCAUUUAGAUGACUCAUGUUUGUUUACGUAGAGCGGUGGGUAAAUUUGCGCGUAUAACUUUUUUAUCAACACAAUCAAGUUAUCUUAACGCAGAAUGUUAUAGCUAAAGGGGGCUUACGAUGUAAGGCCAUUAUCAGGAUGAAAAAAAUAAAAGAAAAAAAAUCGAUGUAAUGGACUCGUUUUGGCCUAAUCCUUGGUUUACUCGGAAACAAAACGACUCGAUUCUGGGUUACUCUAAAUAUAUUGUAUAUUUUCAGAAUAAAAAUGUUUAAUUUUUAACAUGUAGUCAAGUCUUCAGUAAAAUAUUCUUUUGUCAAAUUCGCUUUUCGCAUGGCUGUACAAGUGAAACUGAAAUAGUUGGUGUACACCUUACAAUAAUCGCUUUUAGUGUUUAUGGGAAACGCACUCAAGGUGAUACCUCAGUGUUGUACUGUGCAUCCUGUACUGUGCAUAACAUCAUGAAGUGAGGAAAAUAAGCAUGCUUGCAUUCCUAGAAAUUUUUUAAUCAGUGGACAAGGUUAACAGGCAUGAUUGUGUUUUGCUUUUGAAUUAGCUGGGGAUCAAUAUUUUUUAUUGUGUAAAUUGUCUUGGUGCACAAAUAUCCCCUUAAAUUAGAAACGUGAAAAAAUAAAUUGGAAGUGUGCACGAAGCCUAUUUUCAAGAAUGCAAAUUACUACUUUGAAAGUUAUACAAUUUUUAGUAGAUGUCAAAAAAAAUUUCAUGAAUUUUUUCAUAAAUUUCUUUCUUGUUUUUAACAGGUUUAUUGGGUAUGACUCAUAUAAAACUAAUACAGUAAUAUAAUUUAGGAUGUAAAUAGAAAAUACAAGAUACAGCAAGAACAAUUAUUAUUAUAGAAUACAUUACAUUUAUUAUAUUAGUAUACAUUACACUGUUCCAUACACUCAAGACUUUCUACCUAUCAAGUAUUUUUUCAAGUGUUACUUUUGAUUGAAAAGUCUUAGUUCCAACUAUUGCAAAAUGUAUUGUGAACCAAUGAAAUGACAUGCAUAAUUAGUACCAGUACCGGCAACAAUUUGGUAAGUUUGGUUCAUCAUAUUUCUUAAGGAAAAACAGUGAGCUGGUUUAUUUAUUGUUGUUCUCAAAACAGGGAUUGGGAAUAGUUUCCAAAACAUAGUUCAACAACUUUUAUUUCUUAGAAAUCACUUUAAAUACCUUUGAUGGCUUAUAAAAGUUUAAUGACCCAGGUCAAAAAUGCUGGAACAAUUGAAAAGCUUGUCAGUGGUACUCCUGCACAAAUCUGUUGUAGAGAAGAUUUUCAUUUGCAUACAGUUUCAUUGGUCCCAAUAUUUAGUUCAUAUAGUUCUCCCAUUUAGCUCUCUUGCAUUCAGUGGGAAAGAUUUCAGAGAAUUUGUUGGUACAUCAAGAUAAUGCUCUUUUGGUAACGAGUGUGAUAUUCUCAUCACCUGCCUGUUGAGUAAUUUGGUGGUAUUGUUGGAAGAAGUCUUGAAUUAGUCACUGAUAGGGUUUAAGGGUGAAGCUGACUUCCUUCUUUUAUUGAGAGUGAUUUAAGCAAGGAGUUGCAGAAGUUUCUAGAAUGCUGAACCCUUGAACUCCCAGAAGAGAUUAACAUGUAUUUUCUCAUUAUAAUAUCCAUAUGAUAUCUAGAAAACAGGUAAUGAGAAUAAUCAAAGUUAUCAGGUAGAAUUUGUCAUUUUGAUCCAACACCAAAUUCUUUUCACUAAUUCACAAGGAAAUGUGUAGCAGCUAGAGGGGAGAAUUGACAAUCAGUUCUUGGGAGUUAAAGGGUCUGAACUGUUUAAGAACACUCAAUAAAUGUAUAGGAGAAUUCGGUCAUCAAGAAGUAGUGGUUGUUGUCGGUAGGCAAAGAGAACUUGUUUGGAAAAGCUCUACUGAGCCAUGUUGAGAGAGCUAUAGAAAGCUUUUGUUGUUGUUGUUGUUGUUGUUGUUGUUAUGGACAGUUGUGGUGUUAGAGAAGAUUUGUAAGCAACAGUUUUUGUUGUGGGUUUGGAUCAGGGGUGGGAUGACUUAUUAUCAGUUUUUGGCCUAUGCAAGAUUGUAGGGAAUGAUACCUGGGCACGGGUAGAUACAGAAUUUCUUUUGCAGUGUUCAACUCAAAAUCCAAUGAGUGGGCACAGUGAAAAAGUGAAAUAUCAAGUCAAAUACAAGAAGAGAAAUUCCAUAUCUUCAAACAACCACAUAUUAUUUUAUUUAUUAUAUAAACACAAUAGACCUUUAUUAACAUGAAAAAAUUGACGAACAACCUUACAUUGCAAAUGGUGAAGGCUUUGCAUCAUGUACAUAAACUGUACCAUUUCUUUUAGGGAACACCACCAGAGAAUGUCAACUCUAGUGGGUGGAUUCAAUGACCCAUUUUUGAGGUUUCAUCAACGCUCUGGCCUCCCUUCUGCUCUUCCUGCCCCUGGUGUUGGAGGGCAACAUCACAGGUCAAGUCUAAGAAAUCAGCAGGUGGUCCCAAGAGAUAUGUUCGGCGGCAUGUUUGGUGACAUGUUUGGAAGCAUGAACACCAUGAUGGCUAACAUGCAGAGGAAUUUUGUGAGUGAAGUUAUCAAAUCAGCUACAAUUUUUACUUGUCUUACCUGUGAACUUUCUUUUCCUAAAGAUUUUUGUUAUGCUUUUUCUUCUGUCUUGACAAUUUGUUCUUCAAAAUUUUUUCAAAGUAUACAGAUCUCCCAAUUUAAAAUAUUUGUCACUGUCAUUCUUUGCCACAAGUAGCACAGAAAAAGAAGCUGAACCAACUACAAGCAAUCAAUUAGCCAACCAGAUUUGAGGGUGUAAGAUUUCCAUUCUCUGAGAUGGGUCAGAAAAAAUUUAAUUGUCAUUUCUUGAUGGUAGUCUACAUAUUGCCAAUUUUUUUACAAAUGUCUUUUUGGUGUUUGUGUGAUUUUGUUAGGAACAAAUGGCUAGUAACCCAAACACAUACAGCUACUCAUCCUCAAGUGUUAUGUCAUAUUCUAAUGAUGGACGAGGGGAACCUAAAGUCUUCCAAGCAACCAAGUCCACUAAGAGAGCUCCUGGAGGGGUAGGUAGAGUUGUGUUGUGUAAUAGAAGUGAAGCCCUUGAAAUUGAAGCUAAUUCUUGUAACUAAUGUUUCUACCUAAACCUUUUUUUGUUUUGGCUACGCUUGUCUCUCUGACAUUGUGAAGAUAAUUUGUGUGGGGGGCGUUGGUGUUUGCAGUAUUGGACAAUUUUUCUUGCAGUAUUUUGGUAAGUUCAAUCUCAAUUGCAGUUUUGCAGUAUUGUGGUAUUCUCCAAACCUGUGGGAUGCAGUUUUUCAGCCUUUUGGACUAUAUUAAAAAUUUUCCUCCUUAUCCUUCACCCUUUUUUGAGCCUUCCACAGUUUCCUUUUGUUUUUGAACAGGCUGAGAUUGACUAUUACAACUAACUUUCAGUAACAAAUUCUUCAUUCUCAUUUCCAAGUUAUUUGCUUUUAACAUAACAUACAGAAUAGGUGUUUCAGCACUUUGUAAUAUUGUGAUAGUUGCCAAAUUUUUUUGCAGUAUCACUGUGUUCAGAACCCCCCAAUGACCUCCUCACUAAUGUAUCAUCACUUCAGCAAGUAGAAAUGUUGCCUGACAAAAAAAUAAUCCCUUUUUUUAUUGAUUGUUUUAUUUGUUGUUUAAAUAUCAUUGUAGGACAGAGAAAAUCUGAAAAUUGAAUGCCUCAAUUUUCUGUAGGGUUAAAUUUGUACUGAACAAUCACUAGGAAGCUCAGAUGUGAACAAACUUCAAAACCUCAAAGUUAUUACUAUGAAUGUUUAUUGUUUAGUAUUCUCACGCCUGAUAGUUUCUCUUCAUUAAAACAAUAACAUUCUAUAAAUAUUUCUGGAGUUCGUGGUUUUCUGAGUGAAUGAUGAACAUUCAAUGAUUUCUUCAUCUCAAUUUGUCUGAGAAAUAUUUUUUUCUGCUUUGUGCAGGUAAAAGAGACACAGCACACACUUCGAGAUUCUGAAUCAGGAUUGCAUCGCAUGGCAAUUGGUCAUCAUCUGGGUAACUACACCAAGCCUUUUUUACAAUUAGUAUUGUAGACAUGUUUAUAUUUUAUGAACACAAACUCUAUUUAGAUGUAGCAAGGAGGAAAUAGGUGUAGCUAUCAAUAUGGAAAAUUUCUCUGAGGAAAAUGUAGUGUUUUUGUAUCUCUCAAUUAGUACCUAAGCUAUGAUUAGUCAAUUUCACUGUACAUAAACUAAAUUCAAAAGUUUGUUUGAAUUGAAAUCUCCCCCCUCUAUUUGGACCCAGAGAUAUAAUGAAUAUCUUACUAACCUGGUUAUUCCAGCGCAUACUGUUAGUUUUGGAACCUCAUGGCCAAAAUGUUUUGUACUUGGUCCCUAAAUCCAAACUGAGAAAUGAGUAUUACAUGUUACAUGUUAAUCAUUUCUCUUACCUAUUUACAGGAGAUCGUUCUCAUGUCAUUGAGCGAUCAUUGAACAGGAGAACAGGUGAUGAAGACAGAAAGCAGAACUUUAUCAAUCUGGACGAAAGUGAGUUUGGUCAUGUUAUUUUUUUCUCACAAAAAUAUUUUUCAUGAAGGAACAAAUUGUUUACUUUAAACCUCAGUUUGUAACCACUUCUCUUAUUUGUCCACCUCAUCAGUAACUACUGGUACCUUUUCAUCAACAUUAUACCAACAUAUCAACACUCAAAUGAGCAGUUUUUACUACUUUAACUCCAAAGAUCUUUUUGUAAUUCUCCUUUCUGCCAUCAACAUUUUGUUUUGAUUUGGUACCAAACUAAUAUCAACAUUUUUCUUUAUUCUCAAAUGAGCUGAUAUUGUAUCGAGAAUUAAGGAGAAAUUAACAAUCAGAUGUUGGGAGUUAAAGGGUUCAGCAUGAUCACUUCACUUCAUGAGAUUAACAUGUAACUUCUCCCUGUAAUAUCCAUACAUAUCCAGCAAAUAGGUAAUGAGAAUACUUAAACUAAUCAGGUAGAAGUUAUCUUGAUCUAACACCAAAUUCUUGUAACUAAUUUACAAGGAAAUGUGUUGCAGCUAGAGGGGAGAAUUAACAAUCAGAUGUUGGGAGUUAGGGAGUUAAUGAACAUGAUUUGGGUCAUGAACAUUAUGUGCAAGCAUCCUAUGAUAAGUCACCUUUCCCCACAGUAGGAUUGGCUGCAUUGAAGUUAUACUCUGUUAUAGCAUUCUUAACAGUCUAUAAAUCAAUAAGUAUCUUUGAAAUAAUCUAAUGAAUGUUGUUUGUGGCAUAGGUGAUGCUGCAGCUUUUGACCAGGAAUGGAAGCAACGAACCAAGCUGCCCUCCCAUACUUUGAGAGACGGACAGAGAACCACACUCAGAGGAUUGGAAGGUUUGUAUUGAACGAAAUUUAACCCUUGUACCCCUAAGAGUGAUAAGCAUCUAAUUUCUCCUUACAAGAUCACUCUCAGACCACACAUUAAGGUCAUGAGAAUAAAGGAAAUGAUCACCAGCCAGAUGAGCUCUCGAUUGUUAAGCAAAUUCUCCUCGUCAGUAUCCUAGGAAAUGUGUAGAGAACAGUAUGGAGCUUAGGCAUACUGAUGUUUGUGGGUGAAGAGCUAAAUAUUAAAACCUGUGACGGGAUUCUGCACCAACAGUUCUAAUUCCUUUGACGAUGUAUUUAGAACCCAGAGCGAGACCCUCCCACCACAGCCGCCAUGCUGAAGUCGCUGCACCUUUUAUGAGAGACACAGGGGCCUUACGAGAGAGGGACAGGCUGAGGGUUAAUGGUGAAGGGGCAGGGACACACAGGGAGAUGGAGAAUAGGUACCGGGACCACAGAGGUGGACGAGAUAAGGACUGGGGAUCAGGAGAUUUUGAUGAAGAGAAAUCUCAUAGGGACAGGAGGGAACAUGCGAAGCAUGUGCGACUGAACAGCCGUCCUGUGAACAGACAUGAACCACGCGGAGGGCUUUGAAGUUUUGAUCAGUUAAGUAUCGGUCUUGUACUGAAAGUUUUGAAAGUGCAUCUGGAAGAUUUCUAAUCUGGGCUAAACAGAGAACAUUUUUUCAGCCGCAUCUCAGCAUCUAGUACAAAGCUAACAGUAAAUUACAAAACUAAAAUGUGGCGGAAAUUGUUUGAUUUAAAUUAGGAUCAAAGUUGAAAUACCGGAUGAGUUAUAGUUUUUCUUAGAUUUCAGUGUUAUUUAUAAGAGCUUUUCUGAAGCAAAAUAAAGUAAACUUGUAAGGACUUGUCAACUCUCUUUACUUCUGCAAGAAUUUUACAGUCAGGAGUGAAAACAUGGUGAUGGACUAGCGAGACUUUAGCUGUUGUGCUUUCAAUCUAAGUGUGGUGUUAUUGAAUAAAGUUUUGGAUUUGAGCGAAGUUGUUGUACGGUAAUAUUUUGGCUUUUUCUGCAUACACGAACAUGAUGACAUUUUUUUUUCUGGAAAAUGCAAAAUAAUUUCAGAUCGAUGUCAGCUUCUGAGCAACUGCCCACCUACCCCUCCCUAUCCUAGCACCUAAACUUUUUAUCAGCUGACUGUUGUUGGAUUAGGGGAGGGGUAGGUACGGAGUGGCUUGAUCCAGAAUUUCUCCCCAUCAUAGGAUCAUAGCUAACAAUUCUUGAGACGAGGCCGCUGUAUAUUUUGCAUAACCUGCUGUAGACCGGCAGAACUGCGCCAAAGCGGAACCUGUGAGGGAAACAGACUCUGCCACCAGACCGGUGGUAGACAUGGUAUUAUGUUGGUUAGUUUCCAUUGUCCAUUGUAAAUCGCUGUUUGCAUAGCAAACAAACAAAAACAACAACAACAAGAAAUACAAAUAAAUGAUACCUCGCAUAUCUCUUCUUUAUUGUAGGGUUUUCUGUCUUAUUUGAACACGUGAUAUCUCUAAGUUAACGUUUAUUAGAACACGGAUUCUAUUUUUUGUUGUUUGCCUUUCAUUUUAGUUUAUGAGUAGUACAGCGCUAACAAUGCAUUGGCUGUACCAAUGAUAUUUCCCAUUUUUUCUCUCACAUCUUCGACAAACUUGCCAUUAUAAGUGUUCUCGUUGUCGAACACGUCACGAAUUUCCUUUUUCAGAUCCUUCAAGCAUUUCUGCACGUGCGCAAUGCGCGGCACGCUGGCUUUGCUGAGCCGCUGGACAGUUUGAUUCAAUUCGCUGUUAUUGCUGUUCAAACUGGGCGUGAUAUCACCGCAACCUUCCUUCACCGAUCGCUGAACGGGGACCCCGUUAUGUCCCCUUUCCGAUUCGUGUAAGAUUCUGAUCCAUUCUUCCAUUGUUGAUAUCAAGAACAGAAGAUCAUCACGUUGUUUUUUCAUGGGACUCUGCAUCUUUUCCAGUCUUGUCACGGUCUUCUGCAGAUGCUGUUUGUUGGUGCAGAUCAUUUUCAUUGACAGGGCGUAGCUAGUCUCCAGGCCAUUCCCGGUUGUACGUAAUUGUCUUGUGUGCAAAGAACUGCCUGAUAAUUCUACAGCUACUGUACCGCUCAUUUUCAGUCGAUUUUAAAGUCCUUUAACCGUCUAAAGGGAGUAGACCAUAUGGAUUAUCACCUUCACAUGUCCUAUCAUACGAAAAUAUUAACGACACUAAAAAAAAUUUAAAAAUCGGCUCUAUUCUCGACAAAACAACAUCAAGGUUGAUGGUUUGCAGUUUUGAAUUGAACUUGAGAAGAUAAUUCCUCACGAUUUUCGCUCAAAAUUUUUCCUUGCGGUUUUCAGUUUUUCAGUUUUGUACUGAACUUGAGAACAUAACUCCUCGCGAUUUCCGCUCAUCACUUUUCCUUUCGUCAUAAACAUAGGACAUGAAUACGGUUUAAGAUCAUGUAGAAAUAUUUAUUCUCCACAAACCAUUCGCUCAUGUAAUAAAACUGACAUUACAUCAAUUACCUUCGUCUUGUACCUCUUUGAGAUUCAGUCCUACGGCUGCCUUCGAAAUUUGGACUUUGAGCCGGAUACUUUUUUCUGAUGGAGUCUGAAAAUAGAAAUUUAACAGCACUGAACUGAAAUGGUUCUAUAAAGAUCACAGGUCAUUCAUCAAGUCCUCAUUUCCACACACUUCAGUCGCAAGCUCCACUCCCAAAAUGUUGUCUUAAAUUAGUUUCCGUCUAAGCAACCAAUGACAGAGAAGAUUAUGCGGAGACAAACUAUAGGCAGCUGGAGAAAGUCUUUCAAAUACAACACUCCAAUAAUGGAAAGGAUUUGAAAGCUUUGAAGGGCUUAUGUAGUAUAAUAGCUGUAAGGAUAUUUCUGAAUAUGAAAAUAUGUUCUGAGCUGUUUUAAAAACAGAAGGGUGUAUAUAUUGAAUGAAACUUCAGUUUCAUGUUCAUUUGGCAUCGAUAAAGGAUUUUUUGAACAUUGUGGUAAAGAAAAUGUAUUUGGGUUUCGUCUGAAUCUAUUUCGUUUGACGGGAAAUUAAUAUUUCAUAGAGGAUUUAAUGACCUCUCUGAGGAAGCUAUAUCAAACAGUGAAAGUAAUCCGAAUUUAUAAUUGAAACAGUUCGACGUUGAACAUGAAUGCAUUCUGAAAUUAUGCUCGCCUGCUUGAGGGAAAGUUGAGAUAAAAUCGUCAACAUGAAAGGAAAAUAUUGAUCAGUGAUUCUAGACAAAAGCCCACGCGUGCAAUAAAAAGAGUGAAAUAAGGCAUUUACUUCAUGCAGCUGCUUACGACAACCAAUCAAAAUUCCCCGCGCCUUCGCUUAAUGAUAAUUUGGGCGUAACAAUUUCAAAGCAUUUGCCUUAGCCAUUUACUAUUUUAGUAUUCUGUCGCCUCAGGGGUUUAUCAGCGUCUGACAGCGCCCAAACUAAAUCCAACACAACAAGAAACGGUGGAAUCGCUUUGUUUUUGUGGGUCGGUCCCUGGGAGAAAGAAAACUUUCGAUAUCUAAGCGGUAAGCGUUUCAGUAAAUUGCUGUCAGGAAAUCUCUUCUUGACUCUAACGACAGAUUUUAGUUGAAGUGGUUUGUACGUAUGUUUGGUUUUAAAGGCAGGUUCGUGGUUUUUCGAUACCGGUGCAUGUUACUUUACUGAUCAAGCCAUGUCUCCCGCAUGGUGAAGAAAAAUGUUAAAAAAUACCAUAGCAAAAAUUAAGUCAAUAGUAUUAAUGGUUUAUUUUUCAAUUCUUGGUUAAACAUUCAAGGGAUAGUUUUUACCGAUGACUGAAUAUUCUUCGGUAAAAUUCGAAUCUAUGUCUAUCGAGUGUCAAAAUUAUUUUCCUUGACUUCAUCACAAAUCUGUCCUUUAUUGUCAGAAUAUGCAAAUAGUGCUUAUGUUGGUUCGUAAACGAAAAAUUUUAAAAUGCCAGCUAUCAUUCUGGAAAAUUGUAGUUUUCAUAUUUUUAUUACGUGUAGAAUCGGAAUUGUAAAAUCAGGCUCUGUUAGAGAUUUCCGCCUCUGUUAGUGAUUUCAGAGGGUUAGGAAGGAAAUAUUUGGUGGAAUUGCAGUAGUUUGGUAUUUAAACAUUCAAAAUGAAAUCUAACUAAACUAGCUCAUGGAUUUUCACGAGAAGGUGUAAAAAGCGCUUUAGUUUACAAGUUAAUUUAGCUCAUCAUUUCCCCACAUUUUUACCUAGGAGGAAAAUUAUACAAAUGCAAGUAUAUUCAUAAAAAUUGUGUUUUUUCGUAUCAAGUACGAUUAUUUUUCUGUUUUGAAUUUGACCAAGUUUAAUAUUUGUUUGAACUUUCGUUAUUUGCGCAGGUAAAAUGGAGACACCAAUUUAUGUCAAUGGAGCCACUUCGACCAGCGGAAAGAGUGUUUCGUUGAAACGGGUGAUAAAUCACAAGAAAGAUCUUCAGAAGGAAAUUUCUGACUUGGAAAAACUUCAGAAGACCUUACUUCAACAACGAAAAGAUCUUGAAUACAUAAACGAAAAUAUUAAAGGCUGGGCUGAGAGCUUCGACACCAUUGAAAGAAAUACUCAAGGCGUUCCCUUCGUGAGAAAUGUCAAAGAAAUUUGCGCGUCGAUUGAAAACCUGUUGAAUGAUAUUCAUGGAGAUUUUUAUUUCAGAAUGCAGAAUUUGAUCACGGCAGAUGUGCCAUGUUUUCAGCAGGUUUAUGAAGCUUUAGAGCUGUUGAAAAAGCAAGUUUCGAAGAUCAUUAGGGAUGAUGCAGCCUACAAAGCGUCAUUUAUUGAAGAAAUUCGGCAAAUUCUUGGACGUCUUACAGGCAUCACUGACACUAUGUUAGAAAUUUAUUUUGAACAAUGAAUAUGAAAAAAAAUUACGACAAGAAUGUUGGACGUUUACUGAGGAAAGAAAAAUCAACAUAAUUUAGAAGCUUCAAUUGCAGUUUCAUCAGACUUUAUUUUUGUAUGCAAAUGUUUUGGUCUUAGAAUUUGUUUUGAAAAUAGCUUUAUGCAGAAUGUACUUGUACAUGUGUUGUCAAGGUAUAAGACCAUUGAACGCCAGGUAAAUACAAAGAAGCUGUUACCGAUUUAUUCAAAUUAAAGAAAGAAAUCUUCGAAUGCACGGAAAGAAUGUGCUACACUUCAAGCCUGGAUGUCGUACACCUUGAAUGAAUAAAAAUAUCAGAUUCUGAAACUGUCUUCUGAGUAAAUGGUGUCUCAGUCGCCUUUUGUUCGUUCAUAUUUUUAUUUACUGCAGACGAAUGAAGAACGCAUCUUCUCUUAACGAGAAUUAUAGAGUAGAAAACAAUUUUCCUGAAG